Sphaerodactylus townsendi is the source of this 4257-nucleotide messenger RNA. RefSeq names its product zinc finger protein, FOG family member 1 (gene ZFPM1). The transcript has 10 exons. The record is from RefSeq and is a predicted model, not a curated record. Gene Ontology annotation, cellular component: nucleus. NCBI's taxonomy places the organism in Eukaryota, Metazoa, Chordata, Lepidosauria, Squamata, Sphaerodactylidae. Gene Ontology annotation, biological process: megakaryocyte differentiation; negative regulation of transcription by RNA polymerase II; erythrocyte differentiation. Gene Ontology annotation, molecular function: RNA polymerase II-specific DNA-binding transcription factor binding.
UUCCAUUGAGAAAAAAAGGGGGGAACAGCUGCGGGGCUCCGCCGCUGCCGGCCGCGAGGAGAAGGCAGGACGGGAGGGAGGGAGGGAGGGGGGCGGGCCAGGCGGGACUCCGGCGCCCGAGACCCCCGCGCCGAGCCCACCGCAGCCAGGAGGACGCCCGCUGCCCGGAGAAGCCGCGCCAGGCUGCCGCUGGCCAGCCCCGCUCGCCGGCGCCCGGGGGGGGCAUGAGCGCCGGCCGCCUCCCGCUGCAGCCCGACCCAGCCGCCGCCGCCGCCGCCCCGCGAUGUCCAGGAGGAAGCAGAGCAACCCCCGGCAGAUUAAACGCACCUUUGGUGAAAUGGAGGAAGGGGAGGAAGCAACUCUGGAGGACAACGGCCACUCGGAGAGAGAGAGCGGCGCCUCAGACCGGGAGGGUUCCAUGGAGGGCGAGUCGUCCAGUUCCCCUUGCAGCGAAGAGGCAGAGCCCAAAGAGAAUUCAGCCAGUCCCGCGGAGCCCGAUAAACAAGAGAUUCUGGAGGAACUCCAGGAGCCAGACACGUGGAAUGGGCCAGGUGAACUGGAGCUGACAGCAUCUGAGGACAAGAGCAAAGUCUUUGCCCGGCAGAACGUACCUGAGGGCUUGUCCUGGGGUCCCUACCAGGGGAACAUCCACACCGAACCAGCGCCUUCUCCCGGGCACGGUGAGACGCCGAACCCACCCGUGACCUUGGUGUUAGAAGAUGAGAGUUGCUGGAUCUCGAAGCUGCCGUUGGUUUCCGGAGAAGGAGAGGCCAACGUGGUGAUCUAUAAAAAGGAUGACUCCAUCUGGUGCAAGACCACCAAGGCCAUCCCAGAAGGAGACUCCCUGAACGCCUUCGUCAUGGCCGAACCGAUGGGCAUCCCCAACCAUGCUGUGAAAACUGAGCCCGGAGAUCUCGCUGGCCCGGCGGUGCUGCCCUCUGAGAUACAGCUCCUGCCCCAGCAAGCGGGGAUGGCCGCCAUACUGGCCACCGCGGUCGUCAACAAGGACGUCUUUCCUUGCAAAGACUGCGGCAUUUGGUACCGGAGCGAACGGAACCUCCAAGCUCACCUGAUGUACUACUGCGCCAGUCGCCAGAAUGUCACGUCGCCGGCGGUGGAUGAGAAACCCAAGGAAGCCUACCCCAACGAGCGCGUCUGCCCUUUCCCGCAGUGCAAGAAGAGCUGCCCCAGCGCCAGCUCUCUGGAGAUACACAUGCGCAGCCACAGUGCCAACUGCGAGCGCCACCUGAAGGUCCACACAGACAUACUGAAUGGAGUCUGUCACAGCUGCGGCUUCAUCUCCACCACCCGAGACAUCCUCUACAGCCACCUGGUCACCAAUCAUAUGAUUUGCCAGCCGGGCUCCAAGGGGGAGAUUUAUUCCCCCGGCUCCUCAGUUCCUGCCACGAAAACACUCACCCCAGGUCUGGGCACCCUGAGUCCCUCUCCCACUCUGAAGUGCACCUUCUGCGGCUACGCGGCCGACAGCUUGCCCGGCCUCCAACAGCAUGUGGUUUUGCACAGCGCCACGCCCAUGGUUCUGCCCAACUCAGAGCCCAACCAGCCAGAGACCCCCAUCAAGGCAGUUCUGGCCCCCCCUGCUGAGAAAGCGGAGGACGGCUCCCCUCGACAAGAAGGAAGCCCCUCAGCCUCGUCGAUUGAGAUGGUGCGAGUCAAGGAGGAACCUGUGGAUGACGAGGAAACCCCCAAACAGAUCUCUCCCGCAGGCUCGACUUCUGCCCCUGAGCCAGAACCGGACACCACCUCUCAGACAUCUUCUCCACACAGCCUGGCCUCUGUGAAGGUGAAGUCUGAGAUGGCCAGCCCCACGCCGGGGUCCAGCCCGGUGCCCAGUGAGCAGGGGUCAGGCACGUCCGGGGGCACCAUAUUUCUGCCGCAAUACGUGUUCGGCCACGAGGCAGCGGUGGUCCCUCAAGCGUCGGAGAUCUUGGCAAAGAUGUCUGAACUGGUGCACAGCCGGCUGAAGCAAGGCCAGACUGGGGUGCCCCCCACCCUCUUCCCUGGCACCCCGGUGCCCAAGGGUGCCACCUGCUUCGAGUGCGAGAUCACCUUCAACAACAUCAACAACUACUACGUCCACAAGCGGUUGUAUUGCUCCAGCCGCCGCGGGGCAGAGGAGAGCCCCCCUGGCCCCCGCAAGCUGAAAGCUACUCUGUCGGCUACCCCGAAAGGGCCCCCCAUGCCUGCGGUGCUCCUGUCCACCCAAGCUGCUGGAGAGGCUCAGGCGAUGCAGGAGGGAGAAAUGGGGAGAUGCAGCCCCCCACUCGUCCCAGAGAUCAAGCAGGAGAUCAAGGUGGAGGAGGGGGGGACGAAGGCGAGCCCCUCCCCGGAGACUGACGGCACCGGCCGGACGACCGAGGACAGCCAGAGCCCCGGGGGCAGCUCCGUGGAAGAGCCGGACGACGACCCGAGUCGGACCGUGUGCGAAGCCUGCAACAUCCGCUUCAGCCGGCACGAGACUUACAUGGUGCACAAGCGCUAUUACUGCGCCUCCCGCCACGACCCUCCUCUGCGCCGCAGCAGCGCCAGCAAAGUGCGUCAGCCUUCCUGCCCGCAGCGCCGGGAUCCGCUUUCGUGACCUCGGGUAUAGCGACGCUUAAGCUGUAAUGCCAGGAUCCACGGGGCCGCCGGCCAGCUCGGCAGCGCCUCGGACGCCCCACGCCCUGAGGCUCCCGCCGUGGUGCCGGCCCUCAUUUCCAUAGUCAAAACGACCCCCUCCCCCAGUUCGAGCCCCGAUGCGGAGGGGCCCAUUGACCUCAGCAAGAAGCCCCGCCUGCACAGCGGGGAGGGGCUGCCGGCCUCCCUCCUCCCCCUGGCGGACUACCACGAGUGCACUGCCUGCCGCAUCAGCUUCCACACCCUGGAUAGUUACCUGGCGCACAAGAAGUACUACUGCCCGGCCACACCGUUGCAACCCAGCACGUUAGAGCAGCUGCAAAAGAUCAAGGGGGCCGUCCCGCCCCUCCUGAAACCUCGAGGCAGCCCGGACCGACUGAGCGAGGAACACGAAGGGGUGCCGGUCAAAGUCGAGAAGGCGCUGGCCUCGUUGAGCCCCGUGGCCCCGCCGGCCCCCUACCCCGGCAUGGAGUCGCUUCAGCAGCGCUACCUGGAUGCCAAAGCCUUGCAACUCCACGCUGCUAAGGUGCCCCUGGCCGUGUGCCCCUACUGCCCGCUGAACGGGGCGAUUAAAGGGGACCUGGAGGAGCACUUCCGCAACGCCCACGGCCUCUUCGUUGCCAAAACGGUGCCUGGUGCCACGUUGAUAGAAGCCGCCGCGCGGACGCUGGCCGAGAGCAGCUUGCUCUCCCCACUUCCCACCACGACCACCACCUCCCCGCCACGGCCCCUCCCUCGGCUGCGAAAGGACAGCUCCAAUGGCAAAGAGGCUCCCGUCCCUUCAGUGUCCAACGGGAGUCCGCGGCCCACCAUCUCCCCCCAGCCCCUUCUCCCCGUCUCCCCUUCCGCCCCCCCGACCGUGUCUCCUCUACCGGAGGCGUCCCCUCCUGCCCCUCCUAAGUGUACGGACAAAAGCGUGCAGACCCCACCCGGCAAAGGGCUCCCCGCCCCCAUCGCCAACGGCAACCACAGGUACUGUCGCCUGUGCAAUAUCAAAUUCAGCAGCCUGUCGACUUUCAUCGCCCAUAAGAAGUAUUACUGCUCUUCACACGCGGCCGAACACGUCAAAUAGCACUUUGGUUGCUCCUGGCUCUGCCAGCGUGGAAGCCCAGCUCCCCAGAGCAACCGGUCAAGACGGACCCCUCCGCAGUUGGGGGUCAAAAAAUGCAGAAGGACCGGCUUGCACUCGGAGUACCUGAGGGGAGGGGGGGGUCUGCUGGUGGCGCUGGAGAAGGACAGCCGAGGGGCCACGGAGCUGGGGACUGUCCCUCAGGGUCAGAGGGAGGCAGUGAAGUGUUCCUCUCCAAGCAAGGCUCCCAUCUGACUGGGGGGUACAGUGGCAAAGACACACACACCCCUGAAGACCAACUCCCAUGGAGGGCUCUUCUGCCCCCUUUUCCACCUGGGGAGUGUUGCGGGGGGGGGAGCCGUCUCUGCUUCAGCUCAGCUUAGGGUGGGGCCUGACCUCUCCUGGCUUGACCUUCUUGACCUGGAACCCUUGAGAGCCAGCGUGGUGUAGUGGUUAAGAGCAAGUGCACUCUGAUCUGGAGAACCAGGUUUGAUUCCCCGCUCUGCCACUUGAGCUGUGGAGGCUGAUCUGGUGAACCAGAUCAGCUUGUG